This is a messenger RNA of Prionailurus viverrinus (fishing cat), 850 nucleotides long. Its product is annotated as N-acetyllactosaminide alpha-1,3-galactosyltransferase-like 1. Gene Ontology annotation, biological process: carbohydrate metabolic process. Gene Ontology annotation, cellular component: membrane; vesicle; Golgi apparatus. NCBI's taxonomy places the organism in Eukaryota, Metazoa, Chordata, Mammalia, Carnivora, Felidae. Gene Ontology annotation, molecular function: hexosyltransferase activity. The record is from RefSeq and is a predicted model, not a curated record. The transcript has 6 exons. The coding region runs from base 313 to 660 and encodes 115 amino acids.
AAAAAUCUAGUCCCUUGGUAAUGUCAAAGAGAAGCUACUGGCUUAUGAAUUGUUAUGAUUGUAAGUAUCUAAUUCUUUCAUCAUCAAAAGAGAAUGUGAUGACAUCAUCAUUCCAGAAGACUGAAAUAAUAAGCAGGCAAACUGGGGAGUGCCGAAGAACCACUACCAGGGUAUCUGAUUCAUGAUUUUUCAAAGGUCUCAGAAGGUCCUGCUUGAAAACUGUCUGCCCACUUGAGAUUUUCCACAUGUCUUCCCAAACCACCAUGCCAUAAGUGUUGAGUCUCCAAGGAAGAAACCGUGUAAAAGUCCUCUAUGAUCUUAGGGAAACAAAAGGAAAGGAUGAAAUACAGAAGAAAAACAAGUCAACUGCUAUUACUUUUAUUGUUUUUAUGGGCUUUGUACAGACAGUAUCAUGUCAGCACAAAAAAACUACAGAAGAUAUAUCGGUGCUGGUCUAUGAACAGUCCAUCAAAGGAAUUAAAGCUUUCAGACUGGUUUUCUCCCAGUCAAUCCAUGAACCUGACCACCACCAACUGGUCAGCUCCAGUUGUGUGGCAUGGCACUUUCAAUGAAGAAGUUUUGGAACAGUAUUAUGCCAAACAUAAAAUUACCGUGGGGCUGACUGUGUUUGCCGUAGGAAGGUUUCAAAUUCUGCAAUAAAGAGUGAAGCUGUGAAAGCCUUGGCACCCCAUCCCCCAGCCAAAUAAAGGCAGAAUCCCCAAGGAUCGCCCCCUUCUCUCCCUUUACCUAAGAUCUCGUUCUGUGGCCCUGGGCCUACCUUGUACCCUCCAGGACUUGUGAGUAACGAACUUUGUUUUUUCAAAGUUCUCUGAUGGUUGCUGCUGAGGAG